This is a messenger RNA of Rattus norvegicus (Norway rat), 1407 nucleotides long. It is a transcript of the gene Gpr119, whose product is annotated as G protein-coupled receptor 119. The transcript is spliced from 4 exons. The record is from RefSeq and is marked provisional. Gene Ontology annotation, biological process: G protein-coupled receptor signaling pathway; adenylate cyclase-activating G protein-coupled receptor signaling pathway. NCBI's taxonomy places the organism in Eukaryota, Metazoa, Chordata, Mammalia, Rodentia, Muridae. The coding region runs from base 1 to 1407 and encodes 468 amino acids. Gene Ontology annotation, molecular function: G protein-coupled receptor activity; phosphatidylcholine binding. Gene Ontology annotation, cellular component: membrane; plasma membrane; signaling receptor complex.
AUGGAGUCAUCUUUCUCAUUUGGAGUGAUCCUUGCUGUCCUGACCAUCCUUAUCAUUGCUGUUAAUGCGCUGGUGGUUGUGGCUAUGCUGCUAUCAAUCUACAAGAAUGAUGGUGUUGGCCUUUGCUUCACCUUAAAUCUGGCCGUGGCUGAUACCUUGAUUGGCGUGGCUAUUUCUGGGCUAGUUACAGACCAGCUCUCCAGCUCUGCUCAGCACACACAGAAGACCUUGUGUAGCCUUCGGAUGGCAUUCGUCACUUCUUCUGCAGCCGCCUCUGUCCUCACGGUCAUGCUGAUUGCCUUUGACAGGUACCUGGCCAUUAAGCAGCCCCUCCGUUACUUCCAGAUCAUGAAUGGGCUUGUAGCCGGAGGAUGCAUUGCAGGGCUGUGGUUGAUAUCUUACCUUAUCGGCUUCCUCCCACUUGGAGUCUCCAUAUUCCAGCAGACCACCUACCAUGGGCCCUGCACCUUCUUUGCUGUGUUUCACCCAAGGUUUGUGCUGACCCUCUCCUGUGCUGGCUUCUUCCCAGCUGUGCUCCUCUUUGUCUUCUUCUACUGUGACAUGCUCAAGAUUGCCUCUGUGCACAGCCAGCACAUCCGGAAGAUGGAACAUGCAGGAGCCAUGGUUGGAGCUUGCCGGCCCCCACGGCCUGUCAAUGACUUCAAGGCUGUCCGGACUGUAUCUGUCCUUAUUGGGAGCUUCACCCUGUCCUGGUCUCCGUUUCUCAUCACUAGCAUUGUGCAGGUGGCCUGCCACAAAUGCUGCCUCUACCAAGUGCUGGAAAAAUACCUCUGGCUCCUUGGAGUUGGCAACUCCCUGCUCAACCCACUCAUCUAUGCCUAUUGGCAGAGGGAGGUUCGGCAGCAGCUCUGCCACAUGGCCCUGGGGCUACUUGCUGAUGGCAGUACACAACCCCAAAUUGAGACACUGAAAGGGAAGGAAGAGAGAAAGAAGGUAGGAAGAAAGACGCUGUACACAUGUGAUGCACAGACGCUGUACACAUGUGAUGCACAGACGCUGUACACAUGUGAUGCACAGACGCUGUACACAUGUGAUGCAUGUGAUACACAGACACUGUACACAUGUGAUGCACAGACGCUGUACACAUGUGAUGCACAGACGCUGUACACAUGUGAUGCACAGACGCUGUACACAUGUGAUGCACAGACGCUGUACACAUGUGAUGCACAGACACUGUACACAUGUGAUACACAGACGCUGUACACAUGUGAUGCACAGACGCUGUACACAUGUGAUGCACAGACGCUGUACACAUGUGAUGCACAGACGCUGUACACAUGUGAUGCACAGACGCUGUACACAUCAAGUUUGGUAACUGGCCAAACUGAGCAGACACCACUGAAACGAGCAAACAUGAGUGAUCCUCUGAGGACAUGCAGGGGAUAA